This is a messenger RNA of Suillus bovinus, 993 nucleotides long. RefSeq names its product mo25 protein. The transcript is spliced from 7 exons. The coding region runs from base 1 to 993 and encodes 330 amino acids. The record is from RefSeq and is a predicted model, not a curated record. Gene Ontology annotation, biological process: intracellular signal transduction. Gene Ontology annotation, molecular function: protein serine/threonine kinase activator activity. NCBI's taxonomy places the organism in Eukaryota, Fungi, Basidiomycota, Agaricomycetes, Boletales, Suillaceae.
AUGAACUUUUUCAAGACAAAACCACGAACACCUCCUGAUAUCGUCCGUGGCUUGCGAGAUGCGAUACCCAAACUCGAAUCCGGGCCUCCAGGGAGUGAGACGAGGAGAAAGGCUGGUGAAGAAGUAUCUAGAAAUCUUCAGGCAGUAAAGGGUAUUCUAUAUGGCGAUGGAGAACCUUUGCCGGAACUCAUCGCGCAACUCGCACAAGAAACGUAUUCCACAGACCUACUCCUCCUUCUCGUGCAGAAUAUCUCAAAGUUCGAUUUUGAGGCUCGAAAGGACGUCGUCCAGAUAUUCAAUAAUCUUCUCCGGCGUCAAAUCGGGGCACGAUUACCAACAGUGGAAUACAUAUGCGCUAGGCAUGAAGACGUCAUCUUUGCAGCAUUAGAGGGAUAUAGUAACGAAGAGGUUGCGUUGAACACAGGAAUGGUUCUUAGAGAGAUGUUGCGACAUGAGCAGUUGGCGAAGAUCUUACUCUAUUCUGACCAGUUCUACAUGUUCCCUCAUCAUAUAGAAACGACAUCGUUUGGAGUUUCAUGCGACGCAUUUGCAAAUCUCAAAGAGACAUUAACACGACACAAACCUAUGGUCGCUGAAUACCUGGACAAGAACUAUGAUCGUUUCUUCGCCUCUUUCACAACUCUUUUACUUUCCAAUAAUUAUGUCACCAAGCGCCAAUCUCUCAAGCUCCUCGGCGAAAUCCUCCUUGACCGUGCAAAUUUCAGCGUCAUGACCAGAUACAUCGCACAAGAAUCCAAUCUAAAGAUGAUGAUGAACAUGCUUCGGGACAAGAGCAAGAAUAUCCAGUUUGAAGCUUUCCACGUUUUUAAAGUAUUCGUUGCCAAUCCAAAGAAACCACCUCAGAUUGAAACGAUACUAAGACGCAACAAGGAGAAAUUGCUAACGUUCUUGAGGAGCUUCCAUAAUGAUAAGGAGGACGAACAGUUCAGCGACGAGAAGCAAUUCCUUAUCGUGCAGAUACAGAACCUGUGA